AUGUCGAAUUCUGGGUCAGAAUCCGAGUUGUCCGACGAAGAACAAGGAGCUCAAACGUUUUCUAUCCAGCCGUAUCAGUUUGAACCGCGGGUAAACACGGAUGAGAGGGAUAUCAACGCUGAAAGUCUUUCUGGUGACGAGUCCAUGGAAGGCAGCGAAGAAUUGAAUCCAAGACUGGAAAAUUCCGACUGGUAUGUGCUGUGCUGUUUGCUUCAUUGUAAUUCUUUUACCGAUGUGCGAAAUAAACUGUUGUUUGGCCCAGAUGUCGUGUUCGUAAUUGUUUCUUUCUUGUUUUGUUUCGUUUUGAGAGUCUUGAGUACGUAAACAUUUCAUUGUCGAGCGGCCGACAAAUUGUUUAGUGUUCCUCGUUUUCAAUAUGUCUUGCGAAUUAGGUGCUGUGAACGUGAAAGCUGUUAAAAACCUAGCAUAAAUUCCCUCCUCCCCCCGCAGCUGGACUUUUCAAGUAGAAGGGAAGGAUUUUGAAGAAUUUCUUGGUGCUUCGCUUUCUUUUAUAUAAGCUAACACUAGCACAGGUGCAAACAAAAAGAAUUGUAUUUUUGUAAAUGUUGAUCUUCACUACACAUAGGUUCUUUAAGUCAACAGGCGGCCGUUGGUCCCGCCUAACCUAUUUCAGGAGAGAAUUUUAUUUACAUGUUUAACUAUCUAAAUUUGCCAGUGUCCUCACUUUCUUUACUAGCUUGUAUAAACAGUUUUCUUCAACUCAAACAAAAUUAAUCUGCUUCAACAUAUUUUAUCUACAUAUCACAAAAAAAGUUAGUAACAUCUAAAUCUUACGAAACCUUACAUUGUUGUCUUAAAUCAGCUCUCAAUUGCUGGUGUUUAUCCAGCUUCUUAACCUGUAGCUCAUGUUAAAUGUAGAACAAUUCAGUUUUUGUUUCCCAUCUAUGAUUUAGGUGCUCAUGUGAUAAUUGCCAGAUUAUGGGGAGAGCGGAGGCAUGCAUAUGCUGCCAAGAAAUAGAGCAGGUUAAAAAUAAGCUUUAG
Molecule: messenger RNA, 1002 nt
Organism: Porites lobata
Lineage: Eukaryota; Metazoa; Cnidaria; Anthozoa; Scleractinia; Poritidae
Source: the annotation of a GenBank genome assembly